Conger conger (European conger) is the source of this 2453-nucleotide messenger RNA. It is a transcript of the gene esco2, whose product is annotated as establishment of sister chromatid cohesion N-acetyltransferase 2. The record is from RefSeq and is a predicted model, not a curated record. Lineage: Eukaryota; Metazoa; Chordata; Actinopteri; Anguilliformes; Congridae. Gene Ontology annotation, biological process: mitotic sister chromatid cohesion. Gene Ontology annotation, molecular function: protein-lysine-acetyltransferase activity. Gene Ontology annotation, cellular component: chromatin; nucleus. The transcript has 11 exons. Bases 217 to 2211 code for a protein of 664 amino acids.
UAUUCGUGUGUUUACCUUCCCAAAACUAAAUCAGAUAUAUGCUUAUGUCAGUUUACUUACACUCACAUUGACUAGUUUGCUAGCUGCAGUGUUUAUUGACUAAAUAGUUGGCUGGCUAGGUGAACGAAAUCCGAGGUGUUUGGUCACAGGCAAGUUGGCUGGCUAGGCGAACGAAAUCCGAGGUGUUUGGUCACAGAGGGAAAGUCCAAACCGAAAAUGCUGCCCUACUGUACAACCGGUAAAAGGAAGCGUUGUUCUGUCAGCUCUGACAGCAACCCAGCAAAGAAGCACGCUGUAAACGAAGGUUCUCCCCUCAGGCGCAAGUCUCCCCGGCUGCCACAGUCUCCCCAGGGAAUUAAGGAGAAUUUCCCAUCUCCCCAGAAGUCUGCCUCGCCCAGACGAAAAGGGGGCUCAACUGCAUGUUCUCCCCUAGCACCGAGGGACCCAUACAAGCUGUCCCCACAGAAAGGCUCUCCCAAGAGAGCAUCCCCAUUCAAGGCCUCUGUAGGCACAGGGUGCUUCUACAGCAAGAAGAAAGUGCUCUAUCUGACGCCGCUGGAGAGAAAGCAAGUAAAUGAUAGCAGACCCCUCAGCAGCAAAUCCAGCACCCCCAGUCCCCCAAAGCCUGCGGAAAGGCCGAAAGCUAGAAACGGAAAAAAAUACAAACAGGUUGCUUCCCCCCCAUCUGUGAUAACAAGCCCAAAGCAACAAGUUCUAUCUCUGACAACUAGCCCAAAGCAGCCAUCUUUGACGACGAGCCAUGCUGGGAUCGAAAGCAAAAAUGGCAGCAAGCAAAAAGAGCAGAGUGCAUUUCCCACUGUGAUGUUCUGCAGUAUGAAAGCCAAGCCUAAGCCAAAGCUGUUUGUGGGAGCUGCUUUCUUCAGCACGGGGAAAAAGGCUAACUCGAUGUACAAAAAAUCACUUCUGAAAUCCACGAAGCACAAGCCAGUCCCUAAGGUGGAGAAGAACCUAGUCCAGGUUCCUGUGAAGGAGCAAAUCUGUGAGCCCAAGAAGUCGGCACCGUCUCCUUUGCGAAAUGCCGUUUUUGUGAAGAAACCGGUUGAGGUUCCUCAGCCACCAGCCGAACGUGCAAACCUUGAGGAGCCCAGACCUGCUAACUGUGUCCAGGAGAAGCAAGCUCAAAGUGAGCAAAGAACCCCAGAAAUCCUGUCACCUCCUGCCUUGUCAAAGAAGUACGGGCUAAUCAAGGAAGUGAAGAUUGUUCUGAGGAGGUCCAGUAUCCCCUCUAGUCUUGAGUCCUCUGUAACAGACACAAGCUUCCAGGACUACAGCACACAGGGGUCAGACACGGUGUUUGACAUCAGUGACAUCCAUUCGCCAGUAGUAAAGUGCAGUCCUGAAGAAUCUCCAUCAGUCUACCCCAUCUUCGGUUCCAGAAAGCACCAGAAAAAACGGAGUCUGACUUCCCCAAUAAAGUGCAGUACCCCUUCCGCACUGACUGUCGCCACAACGAGGACCCUCCGGAAGAAGGAUCAGGAGAAACAGUCGCCCGACCAGCUAAUCAUUGACGCUGGCCAGAAGCAGUUUGGUGCCACCACGUGUGCGUCCUGUGGCAUGAUCUAUAGCGCGGACUGUCUUGAGGACAACUUUCAGCACACGCAGUUCCACCAGCGCAUUCUAGACAGUAUCAAGUUUGUGGGUUGGAAGAAGGAGCGAGUGGUAGCUGAAUUUUGGGAUGGAAAAAUCAUACUGGUUCUCCCUGAAGAUCCAAAAUAUGCCGUUAAAAAGGCAGAAGAGGUCCGGAAACUUGCAGACAACGAACUAGGAUUUCAACAGGUCUCUCUCAGUUGUCCCAACAAGGCUAAAACGUACCUGUUUGUCAACUCUAACAAGAUGGUUGUCGGCUGCCUGAUCACUGAACACAUCAGACAGGCCUUCAGGGUACUGGAGCAACCAGAACGAACCAAGGACAUGACGAAAGCAGACUUCAUGGAUCACCACAGGGCCUGGUGCUGCUCCACCUCUCCAGAGACGGCCAUUUGUGGCAUUAGCCGGAUCUGGGUGUUCAGCCUGAUGAGGAGACGGGGCGUCGCCACGCGCUUGGUGGACACUGCAAGAAACACCUUCAUGUAUGGAAGCCAUCUCACCAAGAAGGAAAUCGCCUUUUCUGAUCCCACACCAGACGGCAAGCUCUUUGCCACAAAAUAUUGUGAAACACCCACGUUUUUGGUUUAUAACUUUAUUGGCUAAUUGCUGUAUUAAAAAAAAAAUGUUUGAAAGCAAUCAGACACAUCUGCAUCUGUAAAUUAGUUCAGAUAGGAGUUGUAGCCUACAAUGAUGUUAGCUCAUAAUUGAAGGUACAAGUGUAAGUGGCAUUGUUAAUAUGAAGACUGAUUCCUUUCUUUGCAUUCUUAAAACAGCUUGUAUGCGCAUUGUUGUACAUGCACAAUUUUACAAAUGUAAAUAGUUGAAAUAAAAGUUUUAUCACACAA